This is a messenger RNA of Triticum dicoccoides, 1145 nucleotides long. Its product is annotated as BTB/POZ and MATH domain-containing protein 3-like. The record is from RefSeq and is a predicted model, not a curated record. NCBI's taxonomy places the organism in Eukaryota, Viridiplantae, Streptophyta, Magnoliopsida, Poales, Poaceae. The coding region runs from base 1 to 1071 and encodes 356 amino acids. Gene Ontology annotation, molecular function: protein binding. Gene Ontology annotation, biological process: protein ubiquitination. The transcript has a single exon.
AUGGAUGUGUGGCGUCGUCUAACCAACAGGGAAGCUCCCAGACAAGCGGACACGUCGUCGAGAUGCGUGGCAGAGAGCGCGUCCGUGUCGCACGACUUCGUGCUGGUAAACUACUCGCAGAUCAGUGACCUCAGUCCGAACGAGGCCGUGACCUCCGGUCACUUCACCGUCGGCGGCCACGAUUGGUUUAUCAGCUUUUACCCUGGUGGGUGGUCGACCACGAGGUAUAGUCAACGUGAAACGGAGGGCCCGGGCUACGCAGCGGCGUCUGUAUGUCUCCGUCGUGAAGCAACCACAGUCAUGAUUGUGAAGGCAAGGAUCACCAUAGGACUCGUGGACCGCCACGGGACGAUGGCAAACAGGAGGACGCCGGACACAGACCACUUCUGCGCUGCGGACAUUAGCCCGACGUUUCCAGGAUUUGUGCGCAGAUCCAAGCUUACAUCGCGGCGGUACCUCGUCGACGACUGCCUCACAAUCAGGUGCGUCGUCACCGUCAUCAAUCCUCGUACGGAAGGCACCACGGCCGCCCCGGCAGCCGCCGCUCUGCUGCCGGAGAUGCUAGGCCACCUCCAGUGCAUGCUCGAAGACGGCAAGGGCGCGGAUGUGACGAUCGAGGUCGGCGGCCGGGCGUUCCGUGCACACCGGUGCGUGCUUGCCGCGCGGUCGCCGGUCUUCGACGCGGAGCUCUUCGGCUCGAUGAAGCGCAAGGACGUGGAGCGCGUCGAGGUACACGACAUGGAGCCGGCGGUCUUCGAGCUGCUCCUGCGCUUCAUCUACACGGACUCGCUGCCAGGCGACGACGAGGGCUGCGGCGUCGCGAUGACGCAGCACCUGCUGGUGGCCGCGGAUCGGUACGGGGUGAACAAGCUCAAGCAGGCGUGCGACAUGAAGCUGCGCAGAAGCUUGGACGUGCAGAACGUGGCGACGACGUUGGCCCUGGCGGAGCAGCACCAGUGCCCGCUGCUGAGGGACGCGUGCUUGAAAUUUAUGUCGUCGUCCCCGAAUGUGCUGGCAGACGUCUUGAAGACCGACGGAUUCAGACAUCUCACGGCCAGCAUCACAUCCUAGAGAAGGCGUCACUCGAGCGUUGAGAGGACUCGCCAGAAGGAGAUGAGUUGGAUGUACGAAGAAAACGUGUCUAA